Messenger RNA from Fukomys damarensis (Damara mole-rat), 4154 nucleotides. RefSeq names its product Ras association domain family member 10 (gene Rassf10). The record is from RefSeq and is a predicted model, not a curated record. The transcript is spliced from 2 exons. Gene Ontology annotation, biological process: signal transduction. The coding region runs from base 1 to 1386 and encodes 461 amino acids. NCBI's taxonomy places the organism in Eukaryota, Metazoa, Chordata, Mammalia, Rodentia, Bathyergidae.
AUGAAGGAUACAGACGCGCAUCUUGCGUCUCUGGGCCGCCUGGGGCGACGAGCAAGAGAAUGUGCGCUUCGUGCUGGUGCGCAGCGAAGCGUCGUUGAAAACGAGGAGGAGGAGGAGGAGGAGGCGCUGCCCCAGGGCAUGCUGUGUGGGCCCCCGCAGUGCUAUUGCAUCGUGGAGAAGUGGCGCGGCUUUGAGCGCAUCCUGCCCAACAAGACGCGCAUCUUGCGUCUCUGGGCCGCCUGGGGCGACGAGCAAGAGAAUGUGCGCUUCGUGCUGGUGCGCAGCGAAGCGUCGUUGCCCAACGCCGGCCCACGCAGCGCCGAGGCGCGGGUGGUGCUCAGCCGGGAGCGCCCCUGCUUGGCCCGCGGAGCCCCUGUCCGGCUCAACCUGGCCAUGACCCAGGAGAAACAGCGGCGAGUGGUCCGCAAGGCCUUCCGCAAGCUGGCCAAGCUCAAUCGGCGGCGCCAGCUGCAGCCGCCGUCGCCCUGUUCGUCCACGUCGUCGUCCACCGCCUCGUCCUACUCGCCACCGCCGCGCGUCCCCGAAAGCGCGUCCGUGGAGCGCAUGGAGACGCUGGUGCACCUGGUGCUGUCUCAGGACCACACCAUCCGCCAGCAGGUGCAGCGGCUCCGGGAGCUGGACCGCGAGAUCGACUGCUACGAAGCCAAGGUGCACUUGGACCGCAUGCGGCGGCACGGGGUCAACUACGUGCAGGACACGUACUUGGUGGGGGUGGACGUCGAGCUGGACGGGCUCACCCCGGGAGAGGAGCCAGAGAAGGAGGCGGCGGCGGCAGCUGCGCCUUUGGACGGCGAGGCGCAGGCGGCGGCGCUGGAGGAACUGGCCAGGCGCUGCGACGACCUGCUGCAGCUGCAGGAGCAGCGAGCCCAGCAGGAGGAGUUGCUGGAGCGCCUCUCGACUGAGAUCCAGGAGGAGCUGAACCAGAGGUGGAUGGAGCGGCGCAAGGAGGAGCUGGCGGCGCGCGAGGAGCCUCCGGAGCCUGACGGCGGCCCGGACGGCGAGCUGCUGCUGGAGCAGGAGCGGGUCAGGACCCAGCUCAGCACCAGCCUUUACAUCGGUCUGCGGCUCAGCACGGACCUGGAGGCCGUCAAGGCGGACUUGGAUUACAGCCAGCAGCAGUGGGACAGCAAGGAGCGGGAGCUGCAGGGCCUUCUCCAGACUCUGCACGGUUUGGAACCUUCGGUGGGGCGGGAUGGGGCUCCCCCGCGGGAACCCCGGCCUGAAGCCUGUGCCGAGGUGUGGGUGGACCAAGCCCGCGGACUGGCCAAGAACUGCCCUGGCAACGAUGAGGACUCGGACACGGGGCUGAGCUCCAUGCACAGCCAGGACUCGGACUCGGUGCCGGUGUGCGAGUCCCUCGUGUAGGAGGACAAGGAGGGAGACGCGGUGUCUUCCUGUCUCAGCGUGCAUUGGCCAGGCUGCCCAGGCUUAGGGGAGUCAGGAGCUCCUUGGAGGAGGCCGCAUCGCUGCGAUCUGAGAUCUGACCCGGGCGGUCCGGGAGGGCUGGGGAUGCCUGCGGGGCAGCGGGCAGAGGCGCCCUUCUGGCUCUGAGUGAGCGUAGGACAAGGAGACCAGGCUCCUCCAUUCCAAGGUCUUUGGAAUUACUGGAAAACAAACACCCCCCGGGAAAUUGACGUGGUCCAAGCCCAUUUUCAAAAAGGGGGAAAAUGUAUUAUGGAGAUUUCACCACUCUUCUGUAUGGGAAGGACUGAUGGCAGCUAGAAAUGUAGUUGCUGGCAUAAAGUGCUCUUAGGAGAAACACUUGGAUGAAAAGGAAAUUCCUUGAAUGUUAAUUGUGACUGUAAACGUGUUGAAACUAGCCAAAGAGGACGCACUGGUGUUGGUCCCAGCCUUACCGAACAUCUUUGAUAAGACCCAUAGGCACCACAAUCCUGGCUGUUUACAUUUCUGCGGAUUGGGGAACUGCCCAUCCGCUGAAUUAUUUGCCUUUUAUUUUCGUUCAAAGGCUAAACUGUAUCGAAGUCUAACUCUGCGUUUCCGCCUAGUAAAGACAAUGUAUGUUGUUAAAACGGGAGGCUUUUCCCCAAAUUACCUUUUAUUUUGACAGAAGCCAAACAUAACCUGUUUGAGAUCUAAAAUCCUGGCAAACAUAAUCCCUGGUUAAAAUUUAAUCAGAGCGCUUUGGGAUUUGUUCUUUGAGAGGCAGGUGUGUUGUCCUAUAGUUCAUAAUGCUCCUUCAUUGACUCGCUUGCUAUUAUUUCAGAAAAAAAAAUAAAUAAAAGGGGAGUCGCAGAACUCGCUUUCCACACAGAAUUUGCUGUUUUAACGAGCACCAGUUUAAACUAAAACUUGAAAGCAAAGAUCUUUGCAUGGUGCUCAGCUUUUAAAUGGAGCCCUGUAAUUAGAACUAACCAUGACCUCAACUCAUUUUAAUCAAACCCAAGUCUAACUUCAGUAUCUUUGGUCAAAGGUGAGUUACUCAUGCAAACUUAGAGUACUGUCACUGUCAAGGUUUACUUGAUUAGGGCAAAAAAUUUAAAAAAAAAUACGGAAGUCUCAUAGUGCACCUUGGGUGAGCAAGGGGAUUAACCCAGGGCACAGCCAUGGAGAAAAGCAUAUGAAAGUGAGCUGAGGCUUUGAACUGCCCUUGUCUGGCACACACCUGUGCCUGCUAGGGGCUAUGGAGGGGGACACCUUCUCUGAAGCUGGUGGUAGAGCUGGUCAGCCCUCGGGGUGAUCGUUGCAAUAAUUUCAGUGAAGACUUCUCAGUAGUAGCUGCUUGCUGGCCGGUCUCCCUCUGGAGCUCGGUACUUCUGAGGAAUGCAGGAUCUAAUCUGUCCCGAGUAGGUAGCAACAAUGGGGUGUGUGUGCAGUGCCAGAUGGUGCAGGAGGUGCACUCAGCCCGGCGGCCAGAGGCCGGCUCCAGGUUCAGCAGGGCAUGUGAAGGUAACUCCAGAGGCCUUGCUUCCUGGAGACGCAGAUCCUCUGUCUGGGCUGCCACAGGAGCCUGGCUUCCUGACCUCCACUGGUCGCCAUCUGCACUGUCUUCUUUCAAGGGACGGAUGGUCCCACCUCCACCACCACUGCCGUAGUAUUAUGGCAUGUGUGCCUGUUCUUGGAUUUUCAAGUAAAACCAGAAUUAAAAGGCUGUUUUCUAAGUAGAUGUUUUCCAAAGACCUAAUGUGGCGUGAUUUUUUUUAAAUUUUAUUUUUUUUAAGUUCCCUCUGAUUCAGAAACACGCGUGUGUUUAGUCUUGAGCAUGAUGACAAUGAGGAAAGGCCCGAAAGAAACCCACUGUGUUCAGUUUUCAAUCCCAUAAACACAAAGCCAACAAUAGCUUUCAUUUUGAAGCUGAGGUAAAAUCCUCAUUCAUGUGUGACAAAUGCCGCUUGUCUGAAUGGCUUCUGUGGGCACUGGGCUGACCUGGUGGUUUUUGAAUUACUGCCCUCCCCCCAAGGUGGGAGGAGAGGUGGUUCUUGGAUGUUUAUUAACUCAGAAGACAGACGUUGGCAGGAUAGGACUUCCUGGCAGAAAGGAGCUGUUUUCCUUUUCACUGUUAUUAUUUUAGACUUUGAUGAGCUGCUGACGUCAGCAAAUAUGCUCAAAGCCUGUAAAGCAAACAAGCCACAUCACAGCGAGGAGAAGGCCCUUGGGUAUUCUGGGCUCCGCUUCUAGAACCUUCCCUACCCUGACCACCUGAAGCUGUUUGCCUAGUCAACUCCUCAGGCAGCCCAGGAGGCUUCAUUUCUAACAAAGGACAGCCCAGGCUGCCCAUUUUUGCCUUCAUCCAAAUCAAUUAUGUUCCUCAAAGGCACUCUCUGUGUGGGUAGGAGAAAGGAGGAUGGGGGAGGAAAGAAGGAGACAAUAGUUCCUUUUAGGAAGAGCUUUUGCAAGCCCAGGAAAGGUGCAGUGCCAGUGCAGGGACAUGCUUGAUAAAUACUGUUUCAACUUUGGUUCACCUGUCUAGUCAUCACUACCUGAGGACUUCAUCCAGCUUCAGGAUGUCAGAACCCCUGGGAAAAAAAGAGACUCCAGCCUCUCCAAGGUCCCGGGGAGGAAACAGCAAGCUUGAGGACAGGAGGGGAACACAUAGGCUCCUCACCAGCUAGCCCCAUCCUGUUUUUGGAAUUGAAACAAUCUAUUAUAUUUUUAAAAUCUGAAUUAUUCCAUUC